AUGAAAGCUUUCACUUUUUUCGUUCUGUCUGCUCUCUUUUUAGCUGCCACUGCUAGUACUAUUGGAGAUGAUGAUUCCUCUUGUACUGGGACUGCCUGCACUGCUGAUGGAGAUACACUUACCUUUUCCAUUGAAGUUAUAGUUGGGGAUGCUGACCAUUUGCACUUGCCACAGUUUAACACCAUUCCUAUCACUAGCGUUACAUUUUAUAACCCAUUGUCUCAGAGGAAUGAAACUAUUUAUUUUAAAGGCCACAGCUACCCUCUGUCAACAGGGACGUACUGUAACAACAGCUACUUUACUGCUAGCAAGAAUGAUAUGAAGCCAUUUGUGAAACCUUUUCAUAGCACUCCAAUACCAAUAUACGUCAACUAUCGUGAUAGAUCCUCUAUAGAAAAGGGUACUCAAGAUAUCUGUGGAUUUGUUGAUGUUGAAAGCAUCACAAUUGGAGUGUCUGUUGUUGUUGGAAUUGUUGGUUUAGGUUGCUGCCUUGGAAUUGCUUUGCAGUUUCUAAAGGCAUAUGCAAGGAAGAGAGCAAUGCAACGUGGUCAUGUUCGUUUUACUAAUGCUAUCAAUGAUGAUCCUGUUUUAGUGAAGGCAAUUUAAACUCUUUUCCUGUGAUAAGAACACAGUGAUACUUAUAUUCAAUAUGUUUUAUCUCUUUUUAUUUUUGCUGCAAAUUUUGUGUUAAUCUUG
Messenger RNA from Amphimedon queenslandica, 696 nucleotides. RefSeq lists its product as uncharacterized. The coding region runs from base 1 to 606 and encodes 201 amino acids. The transcript has 5 exons. NCBI's taxonomy places the organism in Eukaryota, Metazoa, Porifera, Demospongiae, Haplosclerida, Niphatidae. The record is from RefSeq and is a predicted model, not a curated record.